AUGUGUCACACUGGGAUUACUUCCUCCAGUCUCCAGUUUUACCAUGCUGCGUGUCGGAUAAGCCUGUACUUAACCGCGUUCUCCUUUCUACUACUGCUCAGCUACGCCAUUUAUCAUUGCCUUCAAUCGGAUUACAAACCGCCACUGUCGACGGCCUCACUAGCAUUCACUUCGAAUGCUAAACACGACCUGUCCGGAACCGACCAGUGGAUCCUCUCCUGUCUGGCACACGCCGUCCAGGAGUGCAAUACUGGUUUCAAGGAGUACCUGUUCCCUCGUGCUACAACCGCCUGUUUCAACUUCUGGCUCUACGAGUUUUGCGACGUCUAUCUGGCAAGUUGUAUCACUUAA
Messenger RNA from Dibothriocephalus latus, 351 nucleotides. Lineage: Eukaryota; Metazoa; Platyhelminthes; Cestoda; Diphyllobothriidea; Diphyllobothriidae. The record is from the annotation of a GenBank genome assembly.